This is a messenger RNA of Sycon ciliatum, 2800 nucleotides long. RefSeq names its product F-box/LRR-repeat protein 2-like. The transcript has 16 exons. The record is from RefSeq and is a predicted model, not a curated record. Gene Ontology annotation, biological process: SCF-dependent proteasomal ubiquitin-dependent protein catabolic process. Gene Ontology annotation, cellular component: SCF ubiquitin ligase complex. Bases 445 to 1827 code for a protein of 460 amino acids. Lineage: Eukaryota; Metazoa; Porifera; Calcarea; Leucosolenida; Sycettidae. Gene Ontology annotation, molecular function: protein binding.
UCAGUUGCACUUGACUUGGCUUUGGACAGCCUGCACUCGACUCGAGACUGUGACAGUGUGAGCUGAGUGAAGACUGAAGUAACAGACACUGAGACAGUUAGCAGACCGGCGUGAUAGAUAGUUCACCUAAGUUACGUCAAGUGAUGUAGAUCACUUCUGAAUUUCCUUUUAGGUUUAUUGUUACUGUUUUGAAAUAAUUCAGUGUCGUCCCGAGCAUGUUCCACUUUUCUUGGCACGCACAGUCCAAUGUUCUUAGUGCUUUGUCGCUGAAUACUUUGUCUGAAUCAUAAAGCUACUGUAGUUGGACUUGCAGAGUCUCAAGAUUAGUUUUUGCAAUGCUACUGGGUGACAGCGCGUGGACCUCUCUGUCGUCCCAGUGGAGAUACCGCUACAACAAAUGCUGAUUGAUUGUUGCACAUGUGCUGAGGCGCUACAGAGAAAAUCAUGAGUCGACGGAAGACACAGACCGAAGAGUCAGCUCCUCUUAUUGACGCAGAACUAGAGAUUCCAUCGCUGACAGCAAGUCACUCGUCCUCCGAGUCACUCUUUUCAAGUAUGAGUGAUGAUGAAGGCAGAGACCUUAUCAACACAUUACCACCCGAGCUGAUCAUGAAGAUAAUGUCUUUUUUGGAUGUUGUCUCCUUAUGUCGAUGUGCUCAAGUCUCUAAGGCCUGGUAUUCCCUGGCACUUGAUGGGAGUAACUGGCAGCGAGUGGACUUGUUCAACUUUCAACGAGAUGUAACCGACGAAGUGGUGGAGGGCUUGGCGCACCGCUGCCGUGGCUUUCUGCGCGUGCUGAAUCUUGAUGGGUGUCGUAGUGUGGAAACACAUUCAAUAGUACGACUGGCUAAGAGUUGUAAUUUAAUCCAAGAGCUGAUCCUGAAAGGCUGCGUGAAAGUCACGGAUAGAGCACUCAAAUAUAUUGCCAACAACUGCCCCAAUCUUCAGCUACUGGACCUGUCAGAAGGACCUGUUGUCACUGAUCGUGGCUGUGCCUAUCUGAGCAAAGGUGUACAAACUCUACAUCACUUAUACCUGGCCUGGUGCACUUCAAUCACGACCAUUGGUCUGCGCUCAAUCUGUAGCAGUUGCCGAGAGCUGCGAUCCCUUAAUCUCAAAGGUUGCGAUCAGCUGGAUGCCGAUGCUCUGAAGAGUAUUGGAAUGCACUGUCCACGUCUGCAGAGACUAAACUUGGCCCACUGCUCGUUCGUUGUGGACAGCUCUGUGACUGCCAUUGCCAACGGUUGCCAUGCUCUUGAGUACCUAUGCCUUUCCCAGUGCGGCAGCAUUACGGGUCACUCGUUGAAGUCACUGGGUCUCAACUGCCCCGAGCUAAGGACAUUGGAAGUUGCCGAGUGCUCUUUCUUGGCUGAUGAAGGAUUCAUAUUCCUCAGUGAACACUGUCCUAAACUGACUCAUAUGGAUUUGGAAGAGUGUGAGCUGAUAACAGAUGAAACCCUCCGUGCAUUCUCCACAAACUGCCCAUCACUUCAGCAACUGUCUCUAUCGUACUGUCACAGCAUCACUGACUCUGGUAUUGCACGCCUAGCACAUCCGUCCAGUGCGACAGGCAGCUUACGCGUUCUCGAGCUUGACAACUGUCCACAGAUUACCGACGAUAGCGUGAGCACAUUCAUGGACAUGCCCUCCUUAGAACGUGUGGAGCUAUAUGACUGUAUACAGAUUUCACGCGACACUGUAACUCGCCUACAGGAGGAGCGUCCACAACUCAUAGUGCAUAUCUACUUCCCACCGACUAUCCUACCGGAAGCCGGCGUCCCUCCUCGCCGCAGAAGGUGUAGAUGCUGCAACUGUGUUGUUCUCUAGCAAGGUCAACUCCUGCAUGCCGUGCUAUCUUUCCGAAUUGUUUAACCUCCAUUCAUGCAGCUAGCUUGCACGCACCCCCCCCCUCUAUUUAUUCUGCUUUUAUACUCUCUGAUCUCACGCUGCAACUCCAGUAGCCAUCAUAGCUGCAUGGCUGUAUUUAGUGGACAUGUGAACGAACAUACCUCCGACUCUUCUCUGCUUGUACAAUCGCUUGACUCCCUGCUAUAUUUGUAUAUUUUUUAACCAUCUAAGUAUUUGUGUCUCUAUCCACCUUGCUGCCAUAUUGGACCUCCACUGAUCACCACACCGGAUAUUUGUAUUGCUAUUUUCCAGCCACCUGUCAACCGCCCUAUCGUAUAAUUGUCUAGUUUGAAUUGCAUUCCUUAGCGUCACUGUAACUAACAAGUCCUUGCACGUUUCCCACAGGCCUACAGGAUGUUUUCAUGGCCCUGGUCUUGUCGUUUUAUUUCCGCACAGCAACUGACACCGUGUGUAGGUUAAUGGUGGUGCUCUACAACGUUUUUAUUAUGCUGUACAUUCUAUGAUGUCAUAUACAUGUUGAGUUGUGGUAAGUGAGGUCUGGUCACAUGAGUAUAUUGCUGUCCUCGCUCAUUACACUUGCAUCAACUGCUGUGUUCUUCUGAAGGUGGGGACCAGAGCAUUUCAUAGCUUUUCCAGCUAGCUCCUUGACACUUCAACAUACAGUACAUGUAAUUGCAUUGUAGUACCGUAGUACCAAGAGUCCAUAAAAACCCCCAUUGUAGGGAUCUCGUGGUAGUACCGGUACUUGUAGUUGUACUGUUUGCACUGCUUUUUUAUUUUUUUUUGCUGGCUUUCCAACUCCCAGUUUUGUCUUCUUUUUAUCCUGUUUGUGCGGCAUAGAAUCAGGAAUAAGGCACAGCUGUUUGGUUUCUGCAUGUAUUAUCCUAUGGUGAUUUUUUAUUUCCAGUACUGGUGAUUUAUGUCUAUACUA